Messenger RNA from Micromonas commoda, 876 nucleotides. RefSeq lists its product with no specific name. The record is from RefSeq and is a predicted model, not a curated record. Gene Ontology annotation, molecular function: ATPase activator activity; protein-folding chaperone binding. Bases 1 to 876 code for a protein of 291 amino acids. NCBI's taxonomy places the organism in Eukaryota, Viridiplantae, Chlorophyta, Mamiellophyceae, Mamiellales, Mamiellaceae. Gene Ontology annotation, biological process: protein complex oligomerization; [2Fe-2S] cluster assembly. The transcript has a single exon.
AUGUGGCGGUCGCGUCGGGCCGUCGGGGAGGUACUCCGCGCCGCGGCGCGACGGUCGGCGGGUCCGCGAUGCCUCCAUCGUCCGGAUCAUCUCGCGUCGGCGGCGGCCACGACGCGCGCCCCGCGUCGCGUCGACAUCGAUGCCCGACGCCCAUCGCCCGGUCGCGAAUCUCGGCGCGACUCGCUCGCGUCCUCGCGAUCGUUCUCCGCGGACGCGUCGCCCUCCUCUCGCGGCGCGUGUUGGUCCUGCGGCGUCGCGACGACCGCGUCCGACCUCUUCUUCUGCGGCGGAUGCGGCGGCGUCCUCCCCGCUCUCGCCGAGGGCGACGACGUCAACGGAAGCCUCCUGCUCUUCAGGGUGCUCGGCGUCGACCCGCCGAGGUUCGCCGUCUCGAACGACGAGCUCGAGCGCGCCAUGAAGAACCUUCAGAAGACGUUACACCCCGACAAGUUCUCCACGGCGCCGAACGUCGCGAGGGAGCACAGCGCGGACCAGGCGUCCCUCGUCAAUCGAGCGUACGCCACCCUGCGAGAUCCGCUGAGGAGGGCCAAGUACAUGUUACGAGCGUUUGGCGCGGGCGUGGCGGAGGAGUCGGGGAUGGGCGACGAACAGGGCUCGCCCGCCGGGGACACCAUAGAUCCGACGCUGCUGAUGGACGUCAUGGAGACCAGGGAGGCGAUCGAGCGCGCGGGCGACGACGCGAGCGCGCUGGGCGCGAUGGCCACCGCUAACGACGCCGCCGAGCAUGAAUGCGUCGCGGCGCUCGGAGCCGCGAUGGACGCCGGGGACCUGGCGACGGCGAGGAAGGAGACGGUGCGGCUGACGUACCUGGUGCGGAUACGCGACGAGAUCAAGCGCAGGCUGCCGCCGGGGUGA